Molecule: messenger RNA, 1359 nt
Organism: Aureobasidium melanogenum CBS 110374
Lineage: Eukaryota; Fungi; Ascomycota; Dothideomycetes; Dothideales; Saccotheciaceae
Exons: 2
Coding region: 1-1359 (452 amino acids)
Source: RefSeq, a predicted model, not a curated record
AUGUCUGAAAACAAAAACUCACCUCAACUCCUCCUUUUGUACACUCUCUUCGCAGCUACCAUCUACCUACCACGCCUAACCACACAUCUGAACACGCCGGUUACUGCCUCUUUGGUUUCUCACCUCAUCAUCUCUGUGGUAUUUUGGAGCACACUGACUUUCAUAAUGAUUGAUGUUCUCCACGACAUAUCCAAAGUCUUGGGGUGGAUAUCACGACCGGGUUUUGACUUCGACCUUUCCGAUCACAUACGUGCUCAGUGGCAACUUCCCGGAUCAGAAGGAAACGGAUUCUGGAUCAAGUUGGGUAUCAGCGCAAUUAUGGGUGUCUGGUCUACAUUCAACAUAUUCUUCAGUACCGCAAAACCACAAGCCACAGACUGGGAAGCAGCAAAACGCAACAUCGCAGCAAGAAGAGAAGCACAGAAAGUCGCUGCUGCAGAGCAAGGAGGCGUAUUAACAGCCGAGGAUACUGGAAUUGAACCUGCGUGGAUAACUGUGUGGUUAUGGGUUGGUUGUGCUUAUGCAUACGCCAAUGCCAUAUUCGAUUCGAGAGAAUGGUUUUUGAGUAUGCUGAAAGGCGGUGUAAAGAUCGAAAGAACUAUAGAAUGGCAAAUGGCGCGAAACAAAAAUGGCCCACCACAAUUACUCCUCUUCUACAACAUGGUCGCAGCCCUCCACUUCGGGCCAAGACUAUACACCUACCUACAACUCCGACCUUCCACCUCCUUAAUCCUACACACAACCACAAUAGCCUUUUUGAUCAGCGCAAUUGCUUUUAUAGCCAUUGACGCGUCCCUGGGCAUUUCCCGCGUAACCUACAAAUUACUCGGAUUCCUGUUGCGAUACUUCCUAGACUAUCAUGUCGACACUUCCAUCGCUGAACAUUGGAAACUGUCUGAUUUGACAGAAUGGUUGCUUGGAGUUGUGAUAGGUAUCGGCGCGAUUGUCUGCAUGAUUAAAAUCAAAGCAGGUGGUUGGGAAAACGCAAAACGCAAUGUUGCAAGGACCCACAAAGCCCAGACGAAACCUUCAGCAGCAAAAGACUUGGGUACUGCAGAAAGAGGAGGUGUGCCCAAGCAAGAUGAUCACGAACCUUGGUUUCUGUGGGGUUGUUGGGCUUAUAUGUACUCCAGUGCUGUGUUCGAGUCCAAGGAUUGGUUUAAAUCGGUGAUUCGUGGUCAGGAUGUGUCACAGCCCAGAGGAAGGGAAACCGAGUGGGUGUCUCUGUUUGGACCGAUGGUGAUUGCAGUGGCGGUAGGUCUUGCCAGACGGAGAUUGAUUGCGAAGACUAGAAGGGUACAAGUGGAGGAGAAGGAAAACGUUGGUGAAGAAGGAGCGACUGUCACAGAGAAGCAGUAG